AUUCAAGAGAUAAUGUCUGUAAGGAAAAAUCGAUGCAAAGCAGUCUGCAAAAUACGUGUGGUUGGUAGUGUAGAUACCGAUCCUGAAAAGUCAUUGUGGAUUAGUGCAUAGCGGUGUUACAUUGUAUUACAACUGAUAAUAUCCAGAUAUAUUAUUUAUGUCAAGUGCCGGUAUUGACAAACUUACUGAAGUUUAUGCCUGACUGAAUUACUGAUAUAGUUAUGCAACAACAAAUAUGUAUAUUGAAAACAAGUCGAAAUUAUAGCACACUUAAGUAUAAUUUGACAAUAGAUGACUUUGAAUGCUAUAAGUAGUAAUACAAAAAUCAAGGAGUAAGUGAACUGUGAAGGGCAGGAAUCAACAUAAUGGUUAUAGAGAGUUUGAACAUUAUGGUUAGAUCUAUAGAAAUUGUGAACAGGUUCUUAAAAUCAACAGCAGCAGACAAAUGUUAGUGAAGAAUAAAAUACAACUCCAGCAGAAACUUAAACGUGUUUAAGCACACUUGUUGUGAUACAGUAAGAAAUGAUAUGUUAGUUGAUAAUAUAUAAAAAAAACUGUUUUCAAAUAUUGUGUGUCAAUUUAAAAAAAAUGUCAUCAACUAACUGAAGAAUAUACUGUAUAAAAGUGUUAAGAUUUUGUUAGAGUGAAGACAGUAUGUCAGCGACUGCUUUAAGCCUCUCUGGUAGGACGUUGGGUGCCGGAGAAUUGCAGAGAAUCAAAGAGAAGGGAAAGCAAUGGGCGGUGUUACAUGCUGUGGUUAUGCGACCCCAGAAUGAUCCAGGUUCAAAGUCACAUGUUGAAUAUGCCCCGAUGACAUUAUUCCCGAGCCCACUGCCACGAGGUGUCCUAGCAGAAGCAAAGGCGUUACAACCCUACUUCAACCGGCUCAUACACCAAGUGGCACAUGACCAUGAGUACCUUUGGCAUUGUCUACACAAUGUGGUAAAGGUGGAUGACUAUACUCGCAGACUCUGGGACAUCUAUACCACAGUCAGGAAGGAGGGCAGUGCCCAGCCGUUGAGUCUGGGAUUGAUUCGUAACGACUUUAUGUUGGACGUCAAAAGUAGCUGCUGUGAAAUUCAGGGCAUGCCACAAUGUCUUGAGCUUCGCCAGAUAGAAAUCAACACAAUCGCAUCAAGCUUUGCUGGCCUAGCUUCGGGAAUCUGGAAGGUACACAGGUUUACAAUGGCACAGGCUGGCAUAGAAUGUAAACCAGAACAGAUACCGGUAAAUGCACCUGCUGAAGGCAUUGCGAAGGGUCUGUUGUCAGCAUGGGAACACUAUGGCAAUCAGAGUGCAUCAGUUUUAUUUGUUACAAUGGAGGUUGAACGGAAUGCCGUGGACCAGUGGUGGCUGGAGUCCCAACUGUUCUCGCUAAGCCACAAUGUGUGUGUGCGAUACACAACACUACAGUAUGCAUACGAACAUGCCACGUUGACAGAUGAUAAAAGAUUAUUGCUUGAUGGAAAUGAAAUUGCUGUGAUAUACUAUCGGGAUGGCUAUGCACCCACACACUACCAUUCAGAAAAGGAAUGGGAUGUCAGAUUGAUAUUUGAGAGAUCAAAGGCAAUCAAGUGUCCAUCCGUCCACCUACAAUUGGCCGGAUGCAAGAAGGUGCAACAGGAGUUAGCCACCCCUGGUGCUGUCGAGAGGUUUAUUAAAGACAGGGAAGUGUGUAAUGGAAUCAGGAACACAUUUGCUGGGCAGUACACAUUGGAUCAGGGCCCAGAAGGUGACGCAAAUGCAAAGAUGGCCAUCAACGAUCCCAGUCAUUAUGUACUCAAGCCUCAGAGAGAGGGAGGAGGGAACAACAUCUAUGGAGAUGAAAUAGCAGAAAUGCUGCAAAAAAUGGGAAGUACAGAGGAAAGGAGCGCUUAUAUUCUGAUGGAGCGAAUAUUUCCAUGGCCUCAAAACAACCAUUUAUUGAAGGAGGGAAAACCAUGUGACCUUUUGGAGGUCAUUAGUGAGCUUGGAAUUUACGGAGUUUAUCUAGGAUCAGCUGAGGAAGAGUUGGUUAAUGAAGAAGUGGGUCAUCUCCUUAGAACUAAGGCUCAUACAGACAAUGAGGGUGGAAUAGUGGCGGGGUUCGCUACCAUAGACUCACCACUCAUUGUAGAGGCACCAUGUGUAAAAUAGACAAUGAAAGCUCAUACCUGAAAAACAAAGAUGGAAUAGCUGUGUGUGUGUCAAUUGCUGGGGUGGGAUGGGAGAGGGUUGGGUUGCUCUUAGUAUGAGUGGAUGAUUUGCAAUUACAGUUACAAACUGCUCAAUGUGGAGAUGCAAUGUGUAUAGAAAAUUGAGGGCUCAGGUGUAAAAUAAUUAUAUAAUCACACAUAUCUCUUUUUUUGCUUAUUUAUUUAUUUUGCUUUGUAAGUUUCUCUUUUUCUGGAGACGAAACAGGGUAAUGUAUAGGUGAUUUUAUUCAGCAUAUAUUUUAGUUUAAAGUUUAAUCCAACGAAACAAGUUAUUGCAACUUAUAUAAGUUACUCUGGUUGGCACAAGGUUGCGCGUGAGUGUUUUAUUGUAUUGUUGGGGAAACCGGAGUGGCUGGAGAAAACACACUUGUCCGACUUGGUGACCACGAACCAUACUCACAUGCACCCAGGCCAGGAAAUCGAACUCUGGUCGCCUACAUUUUACUUUUAUUGGCUUGCCUGUUUUAUGAAGUAAUAACACUAUAAUUAGUUGGAGAUGUCGGUGUUGUAUUUAAAUAACCAUUAUGCCUCCUUAUAACUAUUAAAAGCGUUGGCAUUAAUUUUGCUUAUCAUUCUUUUUUUUUUUUUUAGAUCAUUCAGAUGAAAAAAAACUGUUGUACAUGUUUUUUUUUAAACUGCAAGCUGUCUAUAGAAUGCAGUCUCAUUUUAUAUGGUCAGAUAAGGAAAAGAUAUAUUUGUGUGUAAUGUGACCAAAAUGCUUGUUUUAAUGAUAAAACAUCGUCAAUCGGGAGCUGUAAUGGUAAUCAUCGUUUAAAGCAUUGUAAAUAUUAUUUUAUGUUAUAUUAUUUUUCUUUUACAUUGUUUGUGCUUUUUAAGUCUUCAGUAUUGGUAUGUAAUGGGCAUUAUAAUCACCACCCCUCUUAGAAGCAGAUUGUUUCAUAAUUAGCGAGAUAUUACAAUAUUUACAAUAGCAUUGAAGUUAUUGUAAAACACAGUCUUGAAAGUGGCUUGUAAAGAUUUUUAAAUUUUGCAUAAGGCCAUACCAAAUUUAUUUCUACGGUAUGUUGAGCAUCAGGUUUUAGUUUUAAAAUCUACCUACCUGGUAGGUAUGAAACGAAGCACCGUAGAAAACAACAACAAUAAAUGUAUUUGAUAGCAUUUGAUAACGAAAGCAUCAUUAUACAUUUACAGCUAAAAAAUUUAGAUGCUGAGGCCACAAUUGAAAAACAUUUGACCCACAGUUUGAUGGGUGGAUAGGUUAACAGGUUAUUUUACCAUGCAUUCAAAAAGUAAAACCAGCCGUGUUUACUUAACAUGUUUGUGGCCAGUGUUUGCUGUUUGGUUUCCUGCUUGCAGUGUAUUUGCUGAGUUCCAACAGGGAAACAAAUCAAAACAGUUUGCUUACGUUAGACAAUAAUUUACCAUACAAGGUCCCUAAGGUUGACAUAUUGUGACCAAACUUGGGAUGUAGGAAGAAUUUAUGGAGACCUUUUUUGGGGGAUUGCAUUUGGGGACCCUAGGGUCAAGGUCAAUGUCACCUACCGUAAAAUAGAAAAACGUGUGAAACUGAAUCUCACAACAUUUUUUCUGUCAAUCAUCGAAAAACCUGGUUUUGUGCAUUGUGGUGUUUCUUUUUCUCUUUCUUACCUCAAAAUUCCACAAUGAAAAUAAAAUUAAAGAAUUAAAAUAACCAAUGGGGAGGCAAAGUAAUAUUCCGGGUAGCUGGUAAGGCCGAACCAAACAAACUUUUAAUUUUGGCCUCAUGGUAUAAUUAAAAUAUAAACUACUAAUUGUGGCCUCAUGGUAUAAUUUAAAGAUAUAUUUUCAAACCGGCAUUAUUAUCUCCUAAUUAUUAUUUAGCUCUAUAAAAUCAUUUUCUUUGCAUAAUUAAGAGUUUAAAGAAAUGUUGUUUUUUAUUCUGGAUGCUGAAAACAUAACUGUUGGAUUAUGCAAAACAGUGAACCAAUUUUGCAAGCUGAUAGAUUUCAUUUUUUUUUAGAUGUAUCAAGAUAAAGCUAUUCAGUAUCUUUUCAAACAAUAAAUAUUUAACGAUAAUCAGAAGGUGUAACUACAGUUUAUAUUUUUAACAUUAUAAAGCUACUAUAAAUUGUAUGUAUUAUUUAGUGUAAAAUCUUGCAUGCUACUUUUGCAAUUUCCUAUAAAGCAUUUAAUUUUCAAAAAGACAUAUUUUAAACAAAUUUUUUAAGAUAUUUUUGAGUGAGUGCAGACUAUGACAAGCAUACAUAUUCUUAAAAGGCAAAAGCUAAGCUAAAAAGGGAGGUCAUAUUUUUCCAAAUUUAAAUUUCUUUCUUGAAAACAAAAAUAAAUCGAAUAAAACAUUGACUCAAUUUAUUUUAUAUAAAAAAAAUAAAAUAAAAUGCUGUUGACUGCAAAUUUGAUCAGUCGGCAUGGUCUGUAAUUGUCACACUUCAUUUUCUGAUCUAUUAUGUUUGAUCAACUUUUUUUGUUAAGUCCAUAAACUUGGUAUACACAUUGGUCAUGAUCAGAAGAUGGGGUCAAUAGGUCAAAGGUCAUGGUGACCAUCGUGACCUUUAAUGGAAAAUUGAUUGGCAUUCAUGAAAGGCCACACAUCCAAUUUGAGGAAUCCCAUUUUCUUAUUUAUCUUCUUUGUAUAUUAUUAUAUUUAUAACCUGAUUGAGGUGACAUUUCAGUGUAUCAAAUAAAUGCCUUGGUAUGUAAAGACAUAUUUAAGAUUUUUGUUUGUUUGCAUUGAUUUGGUUCUGUUUUAAAUUCAUUGUUAAUUUAUCCAUUUUACAUUUUAUCACUCUGACAGCAUAAUACAUAUGUAUCUUUUACUUAUAGACAUUUAUUUUGUUCGGAUGUUAUAGCGUCAUUUCUUCUUUGCUCUGGUUAUUGUAUAAUUGUGUUUAAGAAGGAGGCACUUGGAUCAAUUAAAGCUCAAAAUCUCAUGUAUUUUAUUAUUUAAAAGUCAAUUAUAAGCUUAUAUUUUGGUUUAUUAAGAAGUCAUGGUUUUGCGAAAGUCAUUGAGUCAUCAAUUUCAACACUGAUGUGCAAAUACCUUGGACAUAAUUACUCAAAAAAACAACAUUUCAACAAACUUCAGUGAAAAAACUUGUGAAUAUUUUGUUCAUUUUUUUUUCAUGGUGCUUUUUUCCAUCUAUGAUAAAUUGAAUGUUUUGUGUGAAGCAAGCAUACUUGAAUAUUAAGUUUGAUUUGUGAUGACCUGAUGACCUGUUUCUGUUACUGAUUGUUAAGAAUAUGUUUUAAUUGAUGCACAUGUAUUUGUUCUAUACAAGAAACAAUAAAUAA
This is a messenger RNA of Mya arenaria, 5447 nucleotides long. Its product is annotated as glutathione synthetase-like. Gene Ontology annotation, biological process: glutathione biosynthetic process. The record is from RefSeq and is a predicted model, not a curated record. Gene Ontology annotation, molecular function: ATP binding; glutathione binding; glutathione synthase activity. Bases 655 to 2136 code for a protein of 493 amino acids. The transcript is spliced from 13 exons. Lineage: Eukaryota; Metazoa; Mollusca; Bivalvia; Myida; Myidae. Gene Ontology annotation, cellular component: cytosol.